UGGACAAAUUGUGCCACACUAAACCUCCCAGGAGUCAUGGCCACAGGUGAUGCAUUUAAAGUGUCUUCUCUGAAGGGGAAAGUGACGCUGAUAACUGGUGCCAGCUCGGGGAUCGGAGCAGGUACGAGCGUCCUGUUCGCUAAACUCGGAGCUCUCCUGGCUCUGAACGGCCGCGACGUGGAAAACCUCAACAAAGUAGCCAAACAGUGCACAGAGUGUGGAGCCGCUGAGCCCCUGCUUGUUCCUGGAGACCUGACUGAUGAGGAGAUCGUGAAAAAGACGGUGGAGCAAACUGUCGCUCACUUUGGCCGGCUGGAUGUGCUGGUCAACAGUGCUGGCAUCCUGGCAAUGGGCAGUAUCGAGACAACAGAUCUGGCUCAGUAUGACAAGGUUAUGAACGUCAACGUGAGAUCUGUAUACCACCUGACCCAACUUUGUGUACCGCACCUGAUCAAGACCAAAGGCUCCAUCGUCAAUGUAUCCAGUGUGAACGGACAGAGAUCAUUUCCUGGUGUGUUGGCCUAUUGCAUGUCCAAGGCUGCUAUUGACCAGUUUACACGUUGUAUAGCACUUGAGCUGGCAUGCAAGCAGGUUAGAGUGAACUCUGUCUGCCCUGGUGUGAUCAUCACAGACGUCCACAAGAGAGCAGGACUAAAUGAGGAGCAGUAUGUCCAGUUUCUUGAUAAGUGUAAGCAGACCCACGCCCUCGGUCGACCAGGUGAGGUGGAAGAAGUGGCCCACAGCAUUGCUUUCCUGGCUUCUGACGCUGCCAGCUUCAUUACUGGAGUCAACCUGCCCAUUGAUGGUGGUCGUCACGCCAUGUGCCCAAGAUAAGACCGUGUAUGUUACGAUGCAACACUGUGCUAAUAUAAUACUUUUAAACACUUGGUUUGCCUGUGUUUUUUGUAUUGCAUAGGGCUGCAGUAAGGUUCAAUGAUUUUUCUUCAUCUUUACAAUGGUAGCGCCUGGCAUGACAUCAAAUUUCCACACGUGAAAUAAAUAGGAGACUGCAGUGUCACAGGUAGGCAGUUUAAA
Molecule: messenger RNA, 1035 nt
Organism: Archocentrus centrarchus (flier cichlid)
Lineage: Eukaryota; Metazoa; Chordata; Actinopteri; Cichliformes; Cichlidae
Product: 3-oxoacyl-[acyl-carrier-protein] reductase FabG
Exons: 8
Coding region: 37-834 (265 amino acids)
Molecular function (GO): oxidoreductase activity
Source: RefSeq, a predicted model, not a curated record